GAGUGCGUGUCGAGUGGCCUAGGGCGGCUCGCCUUGCGAUGCUCGCGCCCUCCCGAGACUUCGAAGUGGCGGUGCUUGAAACCUUUGAUGCCGUGAAGGCAUUGGUGAAGAGCACGUUCGGCUCCUCCGCGCAGGUGCUGCCCUUCGGCUCCUUCGUGCAGGGCGCGCAUCUCCAGGACGAUUCUGACCUGGACGUGUGCAUCGAUCUGCCCAAGCGGUCCCUGGAGGGCGCAGCCCAGCAGGAGGUGCUGCGGAAGCUCCUGGGGCACUGCGGGUCGGCGCCCUGGCGUGUGGUGGAGGCGAGGCUCCAGAAGUCGGUCAAGGUGCCCAUCAUCAUUGUGCGCUACACCACCUCGGACAUUGAGGUGGAAGUGGACAUCUCCGUGGGGCUGCAGUGCCAGAAUCUUCGGAAGGAUUUUACUGACCGCCUGGUGCGCGCGGUUCUGGAAGAUAGGCCCAUGGUGGUGGACUUGCUGCGCUUGGUGAAGACCUGGGCGCGUCUGGAGCGCCUGCACAAGGCGUGGGACGGUUUCAUCAGCUCAUUGGGCUGGACCCUCAUCGUCCUCUUCUUUUGCAUCCAGACCAAAAAGCUGGACGAGCACCGGCGCUGGAGCAAGGACUCGGUGGGCUUCCUGCUGGCCAUGCUGGCAGUUCCGGAGCCAAGGCGAAAGUGCAAUCAGGCGUUGAUCCAGCAGCACUUGCUGGAGUUCUUUGUUUGGUUGUCAGAAACAGCGAAGAUCUGCGCAAGGGGCACUGGCAAAGCGGAUUGCGCCCUGGCAAUGUCCCUGGUCGAGGGUAAGUUGAUCGAGGUGCCCACAGAUGGCGGGGCUCCCCCCAUCUUCGUGGAGGACCCUGGGGCGCGCGUCUUCAAGAGCACCUCGGAGAACGUGGCGCGGUCAGCGCGGGCGAGUUGCUGGGAUGUGGUGCUGCAGCGGGCGCAGGCAGCCCAGCAGCGCUUGCGAGCUCAGGAGAGAGGCCCCGCCUGCUUGGACUCGUGGCUGGCGCAGCUUCCGAGGCCCGCGCCGGCCCCCAGCCCGGAGGCGCCCCAGGCGCCCGGCGCGGCCGCGCCGAAGGCCGCGGGCAAGCGCCCGGCGGCCUUCGGCGCGCCGCGGAACGUGCGGCCUCGGGUGGCCUGCAAGUGGUUCAUGAUAGGCCAAUGCUGGGACGGAGCGAACUGCCCCAGGAGCCACGAGUGGUGGUG
Molecule: messenger RNA, 1201 nt
Organism: Effrenium voratum
Lineage: Eukaryota; Dinophyceae; Suessiales; Symbiodiniaceae
Source: the annotation of a GenBank genome assembly